Scophthalmus maximus (turbot) is the source of this 1369-nucleotide messenger RNA. RefSeq lists its product as uncharacterized. Bases 115 to 723 code for a protein of 202 amino acids. The transcript has 6 exons. Lineage: Eukaryota; Metazoa; Chordata; Actinopteri; Pleuronectiformes; Scophthalmidae. The record is from RefSeq and is a predicted model, not a curated record.
ACACACUCUUACACUGCCUGUGCAGAAGUCAGCUGAUGGAACACGUUGUGGGUCAGACAGAAAGAGAAAGUGCUUCCAUGACUCAUUCUUCUCCUGCGAGCCUGUGGGACAGAGAUGCAGGGUGAAUUCUCAACAGGAGAUUAUCAAUCCAUUACAGAUAUGCCCCAGGGAAUGCUGACGGGUGAGAAAACAACGUCGUGGAAGAGGUUCUACGUCUUCGUGGGGGGGAACACGAACAACGCUCAUGAAUCCUUUGUGAGGAGGAUUACAGCCUCCGGCCACACGGAGGUGGGCUCUUUCGAAGAAUGUGACUACUGUCUGGCUUUCUGUCCCAUCGCUUCUCGGGUCGGAACGGACGUCGAUUACGUCCUCAGACGCAUCCCGGCUGACAAGCCCACAGUCCUGGUGCUGAUGUACCACACCUUUCGCGGGGACUAUGUCGUGCCUGAGAGCGGGAGGCUGGUGGACGCCCGGAACGUCGGCCUCACAGUCAGCUGUCUGUUCCACGAGGGGGAGCUGCUCAAGUGCAGCUGCAACGACAUCGCCUGGUUUGACAUCCAGCGGUUCCUCGGACUCCCCCAGGGUUUCACAGGCACCAGAGGCAUCAUGACUUACAUUAAGAAUCACCCGGUGGCGGUGGGUGUAUUCGCCUUGGCGGUGGUACUGGUGAUCACCGUGAUCGUCAUUGCAACCCAAGUGACCAAAAACAAAGAAGGAGAGUAACGGGGACGGCUGUCGCCGACACGUACGCCGAGAAGGAAUGUCACCGGCAGGAUAUCUACAAACAGUUGUGACGGAUUAUGACUCUCGAUGCGGCAAAACGAAUGUGCCCCGUCAUGCACGUAUAAUCACCUGCAAUCACUUGAUAAGGCUAGCAUGGCUUUAUUGAUGUGACUUUGUUGUGGCGGAGAUGUUUCUGAUCAUAAAUAUUACAGUACAUAUGACAAUCUGGAGAUAAUGACCUUCAGCAAGUGAUUGAUGAAGACUUGACAUCACACUAUGUAUUGAUAAAAAUAAGACAACGUGAUGACUUUAUGGGGCGGCACGGUGGUGUAGUGGUGAGCGCCCUGGCCUCACAGGGAGAAGGUUCUGGGUUCGAGUCCCGGUUCACACUAACCAGGGCCUUUCUGUGUGGAGUUUGCAUGUUCUCCCCGUGUGUGCGUGGGUUCUCUCCGGGUUCUCCGGCUUCCUCCCACAGUCCAGAGACAUGAGAAUGGGGUCAGGUUCAUUGGAGACUCUAGAUUGACCGUAGGUGUGAAUGUGCCCAAUGUUAGCUGGGAUUGGCUCCAGCGACCCUCAAGUGUCUUGUCACCGUUAAACAAAUGCAAUGGUUUCCAUUUGAAAAUAAAGGUCAGAAGUCCCAGAAGGA